Lymnaea stagnalis (great pond snail) is the source of this 1326-nucleotide messenger RNA. Lineage: Eukaryota; Metazoa; Mollusca; Gastropoda; Lymnaeidae. The record is from the annotation of a GenBank genome assembly.
AUGCUGCAUGCUAACAGUGAUCUCCCAUUUAUGCUUCACAUGGCUAUGUUUUCUGUCACUUCGGAUGAAGGCCUUCGAAACUACCAACUUGUGGCCUGGAUUGCUUUCUUCCUUUCCCAGAAUUCAGGUUUGUUCCUUUAAGAAAAUUUUCUUAGUAUUAUUAGACCUAAUCACCAAAUUAAUUUAAACUCUGUUGAAUAACUUUUAUUAGAGUCCAUUUAAUGUUACAAUUGGAACAUGUUAUUUUUUUUUAAUUUAAUAUCCCCCGUGGGGGGGGGUUGUUGUGUUAAGAUUUGAUGGUUUUAUUUUUUCAUUUAGCAUUCACUUAAUUGUCUCAAAAUUAUUGCUGUUUGCAUCCCUUCAAAAAAAGAGAAAAAACGAAAGCAGGUUGGAAUGUUCAAAAGUUCGGUCCACCUGCCGACCAAGACUCUGCUAUCUGCUUGCCUGCAGAACAUCAACAGACUUACUGUACACCUUUUUAAAUAGUAGGUUGGCCUUCAUUAUUAAUUGAUCAGUUAAUGCAGACUUAAUUACUUUUGCAUUAUAAAUCAUUUGAAUGAUUAUUUUAUUUUGUCAUAUUUUCCUAUUUCGUGCUGCCCAUUUGUUUAAAGUAACCAAGCAUCUUGCUCUGCAGUGUAAUUAAUUUGAUCAGCAAUAGUUCCUAGAGCAUCAGUGCCCAGAGCUUUAUAGUUUCACCUUCAUACAUUAUUUGUAAUGACAAGAGUGCACACUGGAAUAUAUAUAUAAAAAAAGCUCACUUGAAUAUACAUAUAUAUAUAUAUAUAUAUAUAUAAAAACACAAUUAUUUUCUAAUUACUAAAUUUUAUUUCAAACUCACUGCAGAUCAAAGCACUCACACCAUUUUUCAGACCACUAUCCUAGAGAGGUGUUUUAAAAUAAAACAUGCUCAUGUGAAAUUAAUUGCAUCCAAUAUUCUUUUUUUGCCCUAUCAGCUAAAUAGUUUGUUGAUUUAGUGUGUUAUUUUUUAAAAUGUCUUGGAGUCUUUCGAAUUCUCUACAGUCUACUGUUAAUUAAAUAAACCAAAUAAAGCCUGAAGUGAAUGUAAAUUACUUGUAAAAAAUACCAAAGGAUAACUUGAUAAAGUUUUGUUCUUUUAAUGAGCAAAAACGGAACUGUACCUUGUUAUGUUAUCUUUUAAAUAGUUUUAUGCAUUUCUUUUCAUUGUGAACAAACUUUUUUUUUUAUAGCUUAGCUGAUAAGGAAAGUCUUGGUGAUGAAUGCUACCUCAAAGUAAGAGAGCUGUUAAAUCUUGAAACAAAAGUUGCCCAAGGUGCGACUUCAAAUGAUGACUCGGACACAGAUACA